Messenger RNA from Symbiodinium natans, 969 nucleotides. NCBI's taxonomy places the organism in Eukaryota, Dinophyceae, Suessiales, Symbiodiniaceae. The record is from the annotation of a GenBank genome assembly.
AUGAAGGGUGCCAAGAAUGAGUCUUGGUCAUGUGAAGAGAUGGAAGAGGUUGAAGACAUUGAGGCAAUGAUCGAAAGGAUGAACUUCGAGACUCCAGAAGAAGAUUCGGGAAGCACCGAAAUGACUUCGAAGAAGCCAUCGGAGACAGAACCCGCGGAGCUCCCAUCGAAGAAGCCAUCCCUUCUUUCAAUUCCCCUAGAAACAAUCGGGCACAGGCUGUCGCAGCGGCAGGAGACGGUGAACAGCAGCCAGCACAAAUGGUGGACCUACAAAUUUGCUCACGUUGUGGCUUGGGUGGUCCAGAUCCUCUUUACCCUCGCAUCCGUGGUGUUGCUGGCACUGUGGAUCCGGCAUGUGCAUCCCGAAGCCUAUGUGGUCACCUUCUUCGUGAUGGUGAUCGCUGCUUUGGCCUACUUGGCAAAGGUCACUGGCAUGGGUGAUGUUACAAUCGGUGGCAGAAAGGUCCCAGUGAUCAGAUACAUCGAUUGGAUCACCACUACACCGUUGAUGCUCUUCGAGUUGUGCAUGAUUGGCGGGGCCGAAAAGCACACCUUCUUCAUGGUCAUCGGCUGCGAUCUCAUGAUGUUGACGGGAGGAAUUGUGGCUGCAAUGAUUGUGCCCAAAGCGAAAGUGGGCUUGAAAUACCUCUGGUUCUUCUCAUCCGUGUUCUUCUUCGCCCUCAUGAUUGCAGCUUUGCAGGUCGAUGUCGCCAACGGCACCGUGAAGAAUAGGCCGGCCGACGUUCAGUUGCUCUUUUCCCGCUUGGAAUGGCUGACCAUCAUCUCAUGGUCGGGCUAUCCGGUCGUGGUGCUCUUGGGACGGGCUCAUGCAGGGCUGAUCUCCAAAGGAAUGGAAGAUGCCCUGCUCUGCAUUUUGGACUGCAUCUCCAAAAUCGGCAUGGAAGGCUUCGUCGUGGCAACCUGUUCGGCUGAAGGUGCUCAGUGCCACGUCAAGGACAAAGCUUACUGA